CGCCUCCUCUAGUGAAGGGGGGGAAAAUUGUUGCUUUUCCGAGUGGCCGAGAUACAAAAAUGGACAAAAUUUCCUCACCAAAUGGCGCCACCAAUUUGAUGAAUUCAGAAUGAGAAAUUAGUAACUACUGCAUAAUUGGGAUUCGAAGGUUCAAACUUGGGGAUCCGCUCGGGCGAUUCACAGUAAACUUUUACUAUGUUAGGCUCAGGGCUCAGGCUCCCAUACAAAAACUGCAGGGAGACCGCUUUUGGCCAAAUUCAAAUGGGAAGAUGAGAAAUGGCAUAUAUCCCACAUCCGGACGGUCCAUUUUCUCUUCAACCCACACCCAUCAACCCCUACUCCCAAACCAGACUUCCCCGCUAACACACGACUACAUCACCUACCCAACUGCCACUACUCUAUCCUCAGCUCUGCAACAUUACAUCAAAUCUAAUUAUCCCUCCCAUGGCCAAAAGAUUCAUGCCCACGUUCUCAAAAUUGGGUUCAGACCCAAUGCCAAUCUAUCUAUCAAGUUCCUCAUAUUACACUUAAAGAGCUGCUGUUUAUCCUAUGCACGGCGGAUAUUUGAUGAAAUGCCUCAACCAACUGUCUCCGCUUAUAAUUAUAUGAUUUCAGGUUAUCUUAAACACGGGCAAGUAGAGGAGUCACUGAGUGUGGUUCGAAGAAUGGUAUUUUCUAAUGAAAAGCUUGAUGGGUUCACUUUUUCAAUGAUUUUAAAGGCGUCUACCAUGAGUACUGGCGUUUUGCCCCUGCUAAAUUGUAGUAUGGGAAAGCAGGUCCAUGCCCAUAUACUGAAAUCUGAUGUUGAGUUUGAUGAUGUUCUCUGCACGGCACUUGUUGAUUCAUAUGUCAAAAGUGGGAAGAUUAGUUAUGCGAGGAGGGUGUUUGAUAUGAUGUUGGAAAAGAAUGUAAUUUGUUCAACAUCAAUGAUUUCGGGGUACAUGAAUCAAGGUUCUGUACGAGAUGCUGAAGAUGUUUUUGAUAAAACAAUUGAAAAAGAUGUUGUGGUUUUCAAUGCAAUGAUUGAAGGGUAUAGUAAAUCACUUGAUACUGCUAAGAGGUCACUUGAGGUUUUUAUUAACAUGCGACAGUUGAAUUACCAGCCUACAAUCUCAACUUUUGCGAGUGUGAUUGGGGCUUGCUCAUUGUUGGCUUCAUUUGAAAUUGGUCUGCAAGUGCAAGGUCAGCUUGUGAAGACGGAAUUCCAUAGAGACAUAAAGUUGGGAAGUGCUCUUAUAGACAUGCACUCAAAAUGUGGCAGAAUUGAGGAUGCACGUAGAGUUUUUGAUGACAUGCCGGAAAAAAAUGUGUUUUCAUGGACUUCCAUGAUUGAUGGAUAUGGGAAAAAUGGAGAUCCAUAUGAAGCAAUUGAACUUUUUGGCAGGAUGCAAAAAGAAUAUUGCAUCAAACCUAAUUAUGUUACAUUUCUGAGUGCUCUUUCAGCUUGUGGACAUGCUGGCUUAGUUGCUAGAGGCAAAGAGAUAUUUGAGAGCAUGGAAAGAAACUACUCCCUGAAACCAAAGAUGGAGCAUUAUGCUUGCAUGGUUGAUCUCAUAGGCCGUGCAGGCAGUCUACAUCAGGCAUGGGAGUUUGUGAUGGAAAUGCCUGACAAGCCUAAUUCUGAUGUUUGGGCUGCUCUGCUCAGUUCAUGUAGGCUGCAUGGUGAUGUAGAGAUGGCAAACAUGGCUGCCAAUGAACUUUUUAGGUUGAAUACUGAUGAUCGACCAGGAGCUUAUGUUGCACUGUCCAAUACUUAUGCUGCUGCCGGGAAAUGGGACAAUGUAAGUGAACUAAGGGAGUCUAUGAAGGUGAGGGGGAUAUCUAAAGAUACCGGCAGCAGUUGGGUAGGGAUUGAUGUUGGCCUAUGAGAUUUCCAUUUUUGGCAAGGAUAUAACUAUAAUAUAUUGGACAAAAUAGAGGUAGGUGGGGUCUGACAUAAGUUGUAUUUCUGUCUUUAGAAUCACAGUCAGUAAACCUUACACUGAAUGAAUCUUUGGUUGGGUAAGAAGAACCUAGGGUUUGUAAUUACCUUAGCGGUUUGUUCAGAUAUAACACUUCAGCACCACAUUUCUGGAGGCAGCUGUUGCUCCCAAUAUUAUAGACAGGCAGUUGGAGGCUUAUAAGGCUUACUCUGUCAAUACACUGAUGGACCCAAAUUCAUUGUUUACCCAUCCUUGCAAGUACUGCCUUCCUUUUAUCUACUAUGCUCGGAAAUGAAAUUUCCUUUCCUCACUCCCACUCCAGUUGUAAACUGUAGUGAACAGACUUGAAGAAGGGGGCCUUAGCUUAGUAAUUGGUGAUUAUAACCAUUCUCAACAUCCGUCAUUGUAUGACUUUGGUAACAUAUUCAGAGGCAUGAAAACAAAUUUCAACAAUUGGAGGAGCAAGGUAAAAAGCUUUGUAGAGAGAGGAGGCAUCUCUAGGCAAACAACUAUAUUGCAAAUUGGAGGCCAUUCUCAGGAGGGUUUUCACAUCAGGGGAGCAUCAAGAAUUCUGAAUUAGUAGUUAUACAUAGAGGAAGAAAGGAGAAGAAAUUCUAAAUUGGAAGGAAAGGCAUCGAGUAACAGUAUUUAUGAAUUGCAUCAUUCUGCUUGCAGAAUUGACGGAACAGAAAAUGUGAUCGGGUAUUUGACAAUCUGCCCAGAACUUGGCGCAGUGAAGCUUAAUUGUAUGACCAUCACAUCAUCUAGCAGCUGAUCAGUUGGACCCAGUGAGGUUGAAACUCGGUUACAAACCUUCAAAUACAUAUUUUGAAAAGCUGGAUUUCAAGUGUUCAUUAUUCUGCAAAAACACCAUUGCUCUGUAGAUAUGAUGAUGCGAUUAAGUAUGCACUGAUGGCACUCUUACAGACUCCAAACACUUGAUAGAAUUUAAAGCAAGAACAAGUAGGAGAAGUUGAGCACAAAGUUGUCGAAAUGGUUGAUGGUGAGUUGUAUAUGCCGGUGUUGCUUGUGUGUCACGCUGACAACGGAGGUGGCACUAUGGUUGAUUUGGGCUCCCAUUUGCAUCAUCAAGUGGUUCAUCUCUCUAAUUCCCUGUUAAUCAUGUCCAUAAAUCUCUCGAUGCAAGAAAUUUGAGAGGUUGAGAAGAAGAAGAAGAAGAAGAAGAUCAUGUGAUACAUAGCCCCUUAUGGUCCAUUGAAAGUCAUUGUAUGAUGAAGAGGUGGAAGCUACUGCCCUGAUGCUCGGCUGAAUGUUGUUUCUGGUAAAUGCAGCAUUGUGUGAUGAAGGCUGCGGGAUAUAUUAUCUGCUAAUAGGUCUAAUCUUGUUUGUUUAUUCUGUCCUCAAGGGCAGUCCAUUACAAACAUGGUUGCUUAUGAUAAUAUGCAAACAAGAAAUUCUUAAUACAGAACUCAAUGAAAUAAUCAAUUUUUCAUUUGAGAAAGAGCUUGGAUUUGGGCUUGUCUGAAUUUGGAAAAAAUGUAAUAUAAAAUUAAAUUAAAUUUUAUCCAAAUUCACUUAAAUUCAUAUUUAUGACCUGAAAUUUAUACUAUCAAAUGUAAUAGUAUAAAAUUUCAUUUUGUGUAUAAGUUGUGUUAGUGAAUUAUGUAGUGAUGUGAAUGGAUUGAAUAUGACCAUGUUGUCUCAGUAUUAUACCCAAAAAA
This is a messenger RNA of Malania oleifera, 3604 nucleotides long. Its product is annotated as pentatricopeptide repeat-containing protein At1g28690, mitochondrial. Bases 270 to 1868 code for a protein of 532 amino acids. The transcript is spliced from 4 exons. Lineage: Eukaryota; Viridiplantae; Streptophyta; Magnoliopsida; Santalales; Ximeniaceae. Gene Ontology annotation, biological process: RNA modification. Gene Ontology annotation, molecular function: RNA binding; protein binding. The record is from RefSeq and is a predicted model, not a curated record.